AUGACUACUUUCAAGAGAGCUUCAAAAGCUCUCACAUCCAAAUUUUCUGCAAUUUAUACUUGCAAUUUUCAUCCGGUAACCUUUUUAUCGCAUUUUUCUUAUACUCAUAAUGCUUCAUUUUGCUCUCGUCCUCGCCAAAACAAUAAAGAAGCAUCAACUAUAGAUUUGAAUCAGUACCCUUCUGAUAACAUUCGUAACUUUUCAAUUAUUGCCCAUGUUGAUCAUGGAAAAUCAACCUUAGCUGACAGACUUCUCGAACUUACUGGAACCAUUAGAAAAGGACACGGUCAGCCUCAGUACUUAGAUAAAUUGCAGGUAGAGAGGGAACGGGGAAUAACCGUUAAAGCCCAAACAGCAACUAUGUUCCAUCGUCACAAGUUCCUUGGCAGUGACACAGAUUUUUUGUUAAACCUUGUUGACACACCUGGACAUGUGGAUUUCAGCUAUGAAGUAUCCAGAUCUUUGGCAGCUUGUCAAGGUGCCCUUUUGGUUGUAGAUGCAGCCCAAGGUGUGCAGGCACAGACUGUUGCUAAUUUUUACCUCGCGUUUGAAUCAAACCUGGCCAUAAUUCCUGUCAUAAAUAAAAUUGAUCAGCCCACUGCUGAUCCAGAUCGGGUAAAAACACAGCUCAAAUCUAUGUUUGACCUUAAUCCAAGCGAUGUACUAUUGACAUCAGCAAAAACGGGUCUAGGUCUAGAGCAAGUUCUUCCUGCUGCAAUAGAGAGAAUUCCUCCUCCCCCUGGUAAAAACACUUCACCUUUGCGAAUGCUUUUGCUGGAUUCAUAUUAUGAUGAGUACAAAGGAGUUAUCUGCCAUGUGGCUAUUGUUGAUGGUGCUCUGCACAAGGGUGACAAGAUUUGCUCUGCUGCGACUGGCCAAAGUUAUGAAGUUUCUGAUGUUGGUAUCAUGCACCCAGAACUUGUGGCAACAGGAAUCCUUUUAACAGGUCAAGUUGGAUAUAUAGUUAGCGGAAUGCGUUCAACAAAAGAGGCCCGUGUUGGGGAUACUCUACAUCAUACACGAACAGUUAUACAGCCCCUUCCAGGUUUCAAGCCAGCAAAACAUAUGGUCUUUUCUGGCCUAUAUCCUGCUGAUGGAUCUGAUUUUGAGGCACUUAACCAUGCCAUAGAGAGACUGACGUGUAAUGAUGCCAGUGUCUCUGUAACUAAAGAAAGCAGCACAGCUCUAGGUCUGGGUUUCAGAUGUGGUUUCUUGGGCUUACUUCACAUGGAUGUUUUUCAUCAGCGACUUGAGCAGGAACAUGGAGCACAUGUCAUUUCGACUGUUCCUACAGUGCCAUAUAUUUUUGAGUACUCAGAUGGAAGCAAAUUACAGGUCCAGAAUCCUGCUGCUUUGCCUUCAAACCCCAAAAAUCGACUCACUGCCUGCUGGGAACCUACUGUGAUAGCAACUAUUAUAAUCCCUAGUGAGUAUGUGGGGUCUGUUAUCACUUUAUGCGCUGAGCGUCGUGGGGAGCAAUUGGAGUACUCAUUUAUUGAUAGCCAGCGAGCUUUCAUGAGGUAUCGCAUGCCUCUGAGGGAAAUUGUUGUGGACUUCUACAAUGAAUUGAAAAGUAUAACAUCAGGAUAUGCUUCGUUUGAUUAUGAGGAUUCAGAAUAUCAGGCUUCAGAUUUGGUGAAGCUGGAUAUUCUCCUUAAUGGCCAACCAGUUGAUGCCAUGGCAACCAUUGUCCACAAAUCAAAAGCUCCACGUGUCGGCCGCGAACUUGUGGAGAAGCUUAAAAAGUUUAUAGACAGGCAGAUGUUUGAAAUUAUCAUACAAGCUGCUAUUGGAUCUAAGGUCAUCGCUCGGGAGACGCUUUCUGCUAUGAGAAAAAAUGUUCUGGCCAAGUGUUAUGGUGGUGAUGUUACAAGAAAGAGGAAGUUGUUGGAGAAACAGAAAGAAGGGAAGAAGCGAAUGAAGCGAGUGGGAUCCGUCGAUAUACCCCAAGAGGCAUUUCACGAGUUACUCAAGGUCUCAUGAAGACUAUCUUAAAUGCAUUCUAGAUUUCUAGUUCUAGUUACAAAAGACAGGCGAGACGCUGAUGAAUAGAAAAUGGAAACACUAGACUGACGAGAAAGUGUAUCACAGGAUUUAAACUCUUGUCUUAUGAAAAAUUAGUUUGGAGUAGUAAUAAGUGUUACUCAGUA
Solanum pennellii is the source of this 2150-nucleotide messenger RNA. RefSeq names its product translation factor GUF1 homolog, mitochondrial. Gene Ontology annotation, biological process: positive regulation of translation. Gene Ontology annotation, molecular function: mitochondrial ribosome binding; GTP binding; GTPase activity. The transcript has 12 exons. Bases 1 to 1983 code for a protein of 660 amino acids. Gene Ontology annotation, cellular component: mitochondrion. The record is from RefSeq and is a predicted model, not a curated record. NCBI's taxonomy places the organism in Eukaryota, Viridiplantae, Streptophyta, Magnoliopsida, Solanales, Solanaceae.